Arachis ipaensis is the source of this 1681-nucleotide messenger RNA. RefSeq lists its product as uncharacterized. Lineage: Eukaryota; Viridiplantae; Streptophyta; Magnoliopsida; Fabales; Fabaceae. The record is from RefSeq and is a predicted model, not a curated record.
CCCUAAUCCCUAUCCCUCAGCCGCCACACCCCCAACCCCUCUUCCUUACUCCCAGCAGCAGCGUGCAACAGACCCAGAAGCAGCAGCAACGCUACAAUGAAGAAGAAAAACAAAGCAGAAAGUGAAGAGAAGAAGGAGGCCGCGUUGAUGCUGCUACCCAAUCCGUGCCGCCAUGGUCGUCCCGUCCACGGAGCCAUGAGUCGCGCCUCUGUCACCGAGAGGAGGAGGGAGAAAACGCGAUGCUGGAGGAGCCGCCCAGUCCCUGUCGCGUCGCGCAGCCGCUACAGCCAUGCCGUCUUCGUCGUUGCCAGGGGAGAGAGGGAGAGACGAGCGCGAACCAAAUCGGGAGGGAGAAGGCGCCGUGUCUAGUAGCUGCCGUCGCGUCGCCGCCGUCGCCCUCACUGCGCCGCCGUCAUCCUCGUCACAGAGCCAGCCGCCGCCACUUAUGGCAAAGUCAGAGAGAGAGAACUCGGGAACAGAGGAGACAGAGAGCUCUGAGGCUGAGCUGGGGUUCAACCACCGUGCCCAGCCGCUGCUCGCGUCGCCGGCGUUGCCUCCGUCGGAACGGCCAUCGCCACUGCCACCAUCUGAGUUCGCCGCUGCUGAUGAUGGUAAGCCGAAUCGCAGUCAGAAGAGGGUUCAGGCUACCGCAGGUGCCGCUGCCGGAGAAGGGAGCUACGUCUCUGCAAUUCUGACCGCCGGGAGUCGUUCUAUGACUUCUGAGACCACCGCCGAAGCUUCUGGCUGUUCUGCCGUCGCCGGAAAACUCUACCGGUAAGGGUUUUAAUUGAGGUUUCUGUCUUUUUGGAUUUCAAGAAGGUUUUGAUGCUGCGUGGUUAUUAUAGUUGAUCCACCGGAGCUUCUGGCCGCUACCGGAGCUGUUGCUGGGUCGGUUCGGAAUCGCAGCUCCUCAUUGUGUUAAUUCGAGCUGUUUAUGCUGCUGUGAAAAUGUGUGGGGCUGUGCUUUGAAGCUGCCGUUGAUUUUGGGUCGAGGCGAAAGGAUUUCUGAGAGGCGUUUGGAUUAUAGUUUCAACGUGUCGAGUGAAAUAGGCAGUACAUGAUAGUCUCUUCCUCUCCGUGGCAAAAAGGGCAUUGUGGAGUUGCUGUCGCGACUCGCUGAUGGAGGUUCAUCAUGACAGGAAGGCUCUCUAGCAGAGGGCGCCAAAUCAUAUUAUAAAAAUCAUAUUAUAAUCAAACAAGCCCAAGAGAAAAGAUUGCUCCAGCUAAAUGAGUUGGAUGAAUUCCGACUAGCUGCACUUAAAAAUGCAAAAAAUUAUAAAGAAAGAGCCAAGAAGUGGCAUGACAGAAAGAUAUCUUCCAGAGUCUUUGAACCUGGACAGAGAGUUCUACUCUUCAACUCUAGACUGAAGCUCUUUCCUGGAAAGCUCAAGUCACAUUGGACAAGACCUUUCCUAAUCACUAAUAUAUCAUCCUUUGGUCAUAUAGAACUCCAGAGUAAUUACUCUGAUAAAAAAUUUACUGUUAAUAGCCAGAGAGUGAAACAUUACUUGGGGGUGAAGUUGAGCAAGAGAAAUCCACCCUGUUACUGACAUGAGCACAGUAAAGUCCAACUAAACGACAGUAAAGAAGCGCUUGUUGGGAGGCAACCCAAAGAUUAAUAGCAUAUUAUUAUUUUUAGUUUCUAUAAAUUGUUCUCAUUAAUCUAGUUUUCUUGCAAUUU